This is a messenger RNA of Myxocyprinus asiaticus (Chinese sucker), 4463 nucleotides long. It is a transcript of the gene grik4, whose product is annotated as glutamate receptor, ionotropic, kainate 4. The record is from RefSeq and is a predicted model, not a curated record. The transcript has 19 exons. Gene Ontology annotation, cellular component: postsynaptic membrane; plasma membrane; kainate selective glutamate receptor complex. NCBI's taxonomy places the organism in Eukaryota, Metazoa, Chordata, Actinopteri, Cypriniformes, Catostomidae. Gene Ontology annotation, biological process: monoatomic ion transport; synaptic transmission, glutamatergic; modulation of chemical synaptic transmission. Gene Ontology annotation, molecular function: kainate selective glutamate receptor activity; transmitter-gated monoatomic ion channel activity involved in regulation of postsynaptic membrane potential. The coding region runs from base 1 to 2898 and encodes 965 amino acids.
AUGCUCGCAGCCUGGGCGCCUCUGCUCUUCUUAGCCAUGUGGGUGAGAAACGCCACCAGUGGCCCGCUCUCGUUCAGAAUAGCUGCCAUUCUUGAUGACCCAAUGGAGUGUAGCCGUGGGGAGCGAUUGGCCAUCACUCUGGCGAAAGACAGCAUCAACCGUUCCAGCAAUCGUUCCACCACAGGCAAACUGGAGGUGGACAUCUUUGAGCUGCUAAGAGACAGUGAAUACGAGACAGGAGAGACCAUGUGCCAGAUCAUGUCAAAGGGGGUGGUGGCGGUCCUGGGCCCCUCUGCCAGCCCAGCGUCCAACUCCAUCAUCAGUAAUAUCUGCGGGGAGAAAGAGGUCCCGUACGUGAAGGUGGCUCCAGAGGACAUACUGAAGGUGCAGUUUCCUCGCUUUACUACACUGGACCUCAGGCCCACAAACACAGACAUCAGCAUGGCUGUAGCAGGACUCCUAACCUUCUUCAACAGCAGCACAUCGUGUCUCAUUUGUGCUCAGGCCGAUUGCCUAUUAAACCUGGAGGUGUUACUGCGACAGUUUCUCAUCUCCAAGGAAACCCUCUCAGUUCGCAUGCUGGAUGACAGCCAGGAUCCCACCCCCCUCCUCAAGGAGAUCCGCGAUGACAAGACUGCAACCAUCAUAGUGGAUGCGAAUGCCACCAUGUCUCACAUUAUUUUGGAGAAGGCCUCUGAGUUGGGAAUGCUGUCAGUGUACUACACCUACAUCCUGACUUCCUUGGAAUUCUCACUUCUACGACUGGAUGAUUUAGCUGAUCAACGGGUGAACAUUGUCGGGUUUUCAGUCUUCAAUAGGACGCAUCCCUUCUUUCAGGACUUUGUCCUCAGUCUCAAUCGAUCCUGGCAGGAGAACUGUGAUCAUGCACCUUUUGCAGGGACACCGCUUUCAUCAGCAUUGCUGUUUGAUGCGGUACACGCUGUGGUGGCAGCCGUGCAAGAACUGAACCGUAGCCAGAACGUAGGAGCCACUCAACUCUCCUGCAAGUCCUCUAAGAUCUGGGAGCACGGUACCAGCCUGAUGAACUACCUAAGGAUGGUAGAGUUGGAAGGUCUAACGGGCCACAUCGAGUUCAACAGCAAAGGCCAGCGCUCGAACUAUGCCCUCCGGAUCAUGCAGAACACCAGGGAUGGCCUAAGGCAGAUUGGUCAGUGGCAUUCAGAGCAGGGUUUGUCCAUGGAGAAGAAGCUUCCAUCACUCAACGUAACAGACACACUAUUCAACACCACUCUUACCAUAACUACUAUACUGGAGAAUCCGUACGUAAUGCUGAGAGCCAAUCACCAGGAACUCGAGGGGAACGAUCGCUACGAAGGUUUCUGUGUGGACAUGCUGAAGGAGUUGGCAGAAAUCUUGAAGUUUAAGUAUCGUAUUCGGCUCGUUGGGGACGGCGUGUACGGGGUGCCUGGGGCCAAUGGCACCUGGACGGGCAUGGUGGGAGAGCUCAUCAGCAGGAAGGCUGACUUGGCUGUGGCCGCCCUGACCAUCACGGCUGAGAGGGAGAAGGUCAUUGAUUUCUCCAAACCCUUCAUGACUCUGGGGAUCAGCAUCAUGUACAGAGUGCACAUAGGAAGAAGACCAGGGUAUUUCUCCUUUUUGGAUCCUUUCUCUCCAGGGGUUUGGCUUUUCAUGUUGCUGGCAUACCUUGCAGUCAGCUGUGUGCUCUUUUUGGUGGCAAGGCUAACACCCUACGAGUGGUACAAUCCUCACCCCUGCCUGAAGGGGCGCUGUAACCUGCUCAUCAACCAGUAUUCUCUGGGCAACAGUUUCUGGUUUCCCGUGGGGGGGUUCAUGCAGCAAGGGUCCACCAUUGCCCCCAGAGCCCUGUCCACACGCUGUAUCAGUGGUGUAUGGUGGGCCUUCACCUUGAUCAUCAUCUCUUCCUACACAGCCAACUUGGCAGCCUUUCUCACUGUGCAGAGAAUGGAGGUGCCCAUUGAGUCAGUGGACGAUCUGGCUGACCAGACGGCCAUUGAAUAUGGCACUAUGCAUGGUGGCUCCACCAUGACAUUCUUCCAGAACUCUCGUUACCAGACGUACCAGCGCAUGUGGAACUUCAUGUACUCCAAACAGCCCAGUGUAUUUGUGAAGAGCACAGAGGAGGGCAUCGCACGAGUCCUCAACUCCAAUUACGCCUAUCUGCUGGAGAGCACCAUGAAUGAGUAUUACCGCCAGCGCAACUGCAACCUCACCAAGAUCGGAGGCCUGCUGGACACCAAGGGCUAUGGCAUCGGCAUGCCUUUGGGCUCAGUCUACAGAGAUGAGUUCGACCUGGCCAUUCUCAAACUACAGGAGGAAAACCGACUGGAGAUCCUGAAGAGGAAAUGGUGGGAUGGUGGCAAGUGUCCAAAAGAGGAGGAUCAUCGAGCGAAAGGUCUAGGCAUGGAGAACAUUGGCGGGAUCUUCGUGGUGCUGGUGUGUGGUUUGCUGGUGGCCAUCUUCAUGGCGGUGCUGGAGUUUAUGUGGAUGCUGCGUCACACUCCAGGAACAGAGCUGUCCAUGUGCGAGGAGAUGCUACGAGAGCUGCAGGGCAUCGUGCUGUGUCAGGACAGCCUGCAGUUACGGCGCAGGCGCGGGGCCAGCGUGCUGAGACUGCAGCCUAUGCCCCUGGAUGAGCGGCGGGCACGGGCGGCUGCGGCGAGCCUCAGUAACGGCAAGCUGUGCACGGGCACUGGGCUGCCUGAACCUCUCUCCCACAGACUGGCGCAGGAGGCAGCCUUGGUAGCACGGGGGUGCAGUCACAUUCGCAUCUGCCCGGAGUGCCGGCGCUUUCAGGGCAUUCGAGUACGCCCAGCUGGUCCCCCGGGACCCUCUCGCACCAACAGCGAGGAGAGUAUAGAGUGGGAAAAGGGAACCAACAACAGUGAACAUAAAUAACCUCUUUAAGCCUAGUUCCUAUUUGAUGGGCGUUAAACGCAGGCUUUGUUGGACCUGGGACGUUCAGAUGAUGGUUACAGCAAUGUUUGCUACAGAAAUCUGACUCUGGACUGACAAAUGCAAUGUUCCAUUCUGUUAAAGGAGCUUACUGAGACACUUACGAUGGAACUCCCAUGCAUGGAGAUGUCUGUGCUGCUCAACACAGCCCUGGAGCUGCGUCUGGUCUCUGUAUACACUGUCCUCACUGCCCUCUGCCAUGAACUGCUUCUGGGACACCCAGCAGAGGGGCUUUGUACUAUGCAGUAUAUUUGUCUUUCUGUGCUGUUGAUUUCUUUUUAAAUUAUUUCUCUUUUGUUGUAAUACCACUAUACUACAGUUGCUAUUACACCUGUUUAGUUUUUUUCCCACUACACAGACAGAAUAUGCUACACAUAGAGCGGACAGCUACAGAGAGCUAGAAACAAAGACUCCAUCCACUAUUGCUCAAAGAACAUUUUUUUUACAGUUUCAAAAUACUUUGUAUUAAUUCUGUGCUGUUGCCGUCUCAUGGCCCUGAGGGGGUAAUUAUUAUGAGAACUGAACACAAAAACAACUUUGAUCUGUUUUUGAUAAUAGUUAUAUUCUAUUAAAAAGGUUUUUGAGAUGUUUCUGAAUGUUUGAUGUGCAUGUAAGAGGGUUUUAGAUGCUAUUGAAUGGGGAACACGAAAAUUGUUAUUUUUCUGUCAGAGACUCAUAAUACUAUUUUUGUUAUUUCUACACUUUGCUUUUCAUUCCUUUGAUUUAGAUUCAGACUGUUGCACUCCUUGGAUAUGAAAAUUGCCCAAAGUUGUGUAAUAGUCGAAGAUUCCUGUCUUAGAAAUUUGCAUUAUAAAAUUAACUAUGAUUCAUACCUACUUUGAAAUUUCCAAUGGCCCUAAAAGGGGCAAAAAAGUUUGUUCACUGCAUAUCAUUGAAAACCAUGUCAGCAAAUCAGGUCCAUCAAAGUCCAAAGAGAAAAUGAGUGAGAUCUGAAAUCAGAUCAUCAGAUGAUUUCAGUUAUGUUGAGGUGUUACAUUCAUCUGUACCACUCAAUACAUGAUGAAAUCAACUCAAUACCAACAGGCUCACUCCAUCUAGACGUAUAUGAAUUAAAAGACAUAGGAGAAGUAGUAUACAUUCAGGGAUUUCUUUUUAAAUUAUAAAAGAAAAAUGAUCAACUUUAUUGUUGUUUUCAGUAGUUUACAACCAGAAAUUGUAUUUAUUUAUUAAAUGCCUUGGAUUUAUCCUUUGUUUUACAAAGAAAGACAACUAGUGAAAACCCUUUUAAAGGUACAAAAUGAAACCAUCAUGGUUAUAUAUCAAUAUACUACAGCUGAUGCUGAAUUUGGAUACCAAAAUGAAAUAAUUUUAUUAGGCAUGAUGUUAUCCACAACUUGCAGUGCCAAAUUGUAAUAAAUUGCCUUUACAUAUUGGAGAACCAUUCGCAGUUACCAUGUUGAUUUUUUUUUAUUUUUUUUUAUUUAUUUAUUUAUUUUUUUUGCAUUUCUAUUGAACAAAGUCCAAUUUUACAUAAUAUUUCAAUACUG